Molecule: messenger RNA, 1713 nt
Organism: Penicillium egyptiacum
Lineage: Eukaryota; Fungi; Ascomycota; Eurotiomycetes; Eurotiales; Aspergillaceae
Source: the annotation of a GenBank genome assembly
AUGGCGACUACCGAUCUUGCCACCAUGGAGCUAAAGAAUCCCAUGGAUAUUGCAGAGUACUUAUUCCGACGUCUUCACGAGGUUGGAAUCCGCUCAUUGCAUGGUGUCCCCGGUGACUACAAUCUCGCAGCAUUGGAUUACGUGUCCAAGUGUGGUAUCAACUGGGUUGGAAACUGCAACGAACUCAAUGCCGGCUAUGCCGCCGAUGGAUAUGCUCGUGUGAACGGUAUCAGUGCCCUUGUCACCACAUUUGGUGUUGGAGAGCUGUCCGCCCUCAAUGCCAUCGCAGGCGCAUACUCCGAAUUCGUCCCAGUCGUCCAUAUCGUUGGCCAACCCACCACACAGUCUCAAAAGGAUGGCAUGUUGUUGCACCACACUCUCGGAAACGGCGACUUCAAUGUCUUCACGAAAAUGAGUGAGGGUAUCUCCUGCUACGUCGCACGUCUGAACAAACCCUAUGACGCAGCUACUCUGAUUGAUAGUGCGAUUCGUGAAUGUUGGAUCCGCAGCCGUCCAGUGUACAUCACUCUGCCAACAGAUCUUGUCGCUGCCAAGGUCAACGGUGAUCGCCUGAAGACCCCAAUUGAUCUUUCGCUGCCGAAGAAUGACCCGGAGAAGGAGAAUUACGUGGUCAGCGUUGUCCUGAAGUAUCUCCAUGCUGCGAAGAACCCUGUUAUCUUGGUUGACGCCUGUUCCAUCCGUCACCGUGUGCUAGAAGAAGUGCGCGACUUGGUGGAGAAGUCUGGCUUGCCAACCUUUGUGACUCCGAUGGGCAAGGGAGCCGUGAACGAGACCCACAAGAACUUUGGUGGUGUUUAUGCUGGCAAUGGGUCUAACCCUGGGGUCAGUGAGGCCGUCGAGUCCUCCGACCUUAUUCUGAGUAUUGGAGCGAUCAAGUCCGAUUUCAACACUACCGGUUUCACUUAUCGUGUUGGACAGCUGAACACCAUUGACUUCCAUAGUACCUUUGUGAGGGUGCGGUACUCGGAGUAUCCUAAUGUGAACAUGAAAGGCGUUCUAAGGAAGGUCAUUGAGCGGAUGGAUCCUAUGCCGCCGGCUCAUACUCCUCAGAUUACAAACCGAGUACCCAAAAGCGAGGAAAGCUCUACCGAUCAGACAAUCACCCACAAGUGGCUCUGGCCGAUCGUCGGGCAGUGGCUAAAGGAAAAGGACAUCGUCCUUACAGAGACUGGCACUGCGAACUUCGGUAUUUGGGACACUCGCUUCCCCGCGAACGUGACUGCCGUUAGCCAAGUUCUUUGGGGCAGCAUUGGCUAUUCCAUGGGAGCCUGUCAGGGCGCUGCCCUCGCGGCUAAAGAGCAGGAAGACCGUCGAACCAUUCUCUUCAUCGGCGACGGGAGUAUCCAGUUGACCGUUCAGGAAUUGAGUACUAUUCUGAGAAAUAAGUUGAACCCUAUCGUCUUCGUUAUCUGCAACGACGGCUACACUAUCGAGCGAUACAUCCACGGAUGGGACGCAUCUUACAACGACAUCCAGCCAUGGGACUUUGCCAAUAUCCCCAAAGUCUUCGGAGCCAACAACAACUACCAAGGCUACCGUAUCAAGACCCGUGACGAGCUCAACAAGCUGUUCGCUGACGAGGAAUUCAACGUGUCUGACAAGCUUCGACUGGUUGAAGUGUACAUGCCUCGCGAUGACGCCCCUGCCGGCUUGAAGUUGACCGCCGAGGCUGCUGCGCGACGAAACAAGUAA